AUGGCUUUCAUCUUUCCCAAGUUACUAAACGUUUCCGUAUUAGCGCUCGCUGUUUACUUCUACAUCUUUUCUGAGAUUCAAGCUGCUCCGAUUGACAACUCGGUCCCCUCCAAAAAGAAUAUCAUCUUCUUAGUUGGUGAUGGUUUGGGGCCAAGUGGUGUCACCUUAGCCAGAUACUUUAGACAAUACAAGGAGGACUUGCCCAUCAAUGACUACUUGGAGUUGGACAAAUAUUUGAUUGGUAUGCAAGGUCAUAGAUCUAACUCUAGUUUGAUUACAGAUUCUGCUGCUGCUGGUACAGCGUUAGCUACAGGCAAGAAAACCUACAAUGGAGGAAUUAGCGUUGAUGCUGAUGGAUUUCCUACCGGUGCCAUUGGAGAAGCAUUAAAGUUAAAAGGUUAUACUACUGGUGUUGUUGUUACUACAACCGUCACUGAUGCUACCCCAUCUGUUUGGUUUGCCCAUGCCAAGAACAGAGCUUCUCAGGACUUGAUCGCUGAACAAAUGGUUGGUGAGAUCCAUCCCUUAGGAUUUGUUCCUUCGUUGAUCCUUGGUGGUGGUAGAGAGUAUUUUUAUGGCUUGGACCAAGGUGGAUUGAGAAAGGAUAAUAGAAGUUUGAUUGAGGAAGUGCAGAAUAAUGGAACGUGGACUUAUGUUAGUGAUAGAGCUGGUUUUGACUUGUUGGAUGAAGGCAAAAAUGUUGAGUUGCCGUUGUUGGGUUUGUUUGCUGAAGAUGACUUUCCUUACAGGAUUGACAGAGAUGAUUCUGAGUACCCAAGUUUGGUUGAACAAACGAGAGUUGCUUUAAAUGCGUUGGCUAACGCUACUGCUGAAUCCGACCAAGGUUUCUUUUUGCUUAUUGAAUCUUCGAGAAUCGAUCAUGCAGGUCAUGCCAAUGAUUCGCCAGCUCACGUUGCUGAAACUUUGGAAUAUGAUGACACAAUUGCUGAGGUUUUCAACUUUAUUCAAAACACCGAUGUUGAUACCGUUGUUAUGGCCACUGCGGAUCACGAAACUGGUGGUUUGGAUCUUAUGUCAAAUUCAUUUGAUACGUAUGAUGCUAUUGCAAAUGCCACUCAUUCUGCUGAAUACUUGUCCAACGCAAUUUCAGAUUUUGAAGACAAAGAAAAUACUGAUGAAUUAACUGCCUUUAUCAAAAGUACUAUCUUUGAAGAAGGCUUAGGUUUGGGCAACUACACUGAUGAAGAAGUUGAUAGAAUUGCAAAUUUGGUUGCUGCUGGAAAGGAAAGCAGCUUGUUGACCACUAUUUCUAAUUUAACAGCUUCACGGGCUGAAACCUUUUGGGCCUCCAUUCAACACACCUCUGUUGAUGUUGGGAUGUAUGCUUUCUCCAACUCUCCCUACUUGAUGCAAAAAGUGUUAAAUACCAAGGAUGGUUUGGCCGGAUUUCAUGAAAACAUUGAUUUCAGUGUGUUUAUCAAGUCCAUUGCUGAUAUUGAUUUGGAGGAUGUUACAGAAAGAGUUGCUGAUAUUGCGCUUGAGUAUUAG
This is a messenger RNA of Lodderomyces margitis, 1509 nucleotides long. RefSeq names its product Pho8p (gene PHO8). Bases 1 to 1509 code for a protein of 502 amino acids. Lineage: Eukaryota; Fungi; Ascomycota; Pichiomycetes; Serinales; Debaryomycetaceae. Gene Ontology annotation, cellular component: fungal-type vacuole membrane. Gene Ontology annotation, biological process: dephosphorylation. Gene Ontology annotation, molecular function: alkaline phosphatase activity. The record is from RefSeq and is a predicted model, not a curated record. The transcript has a single exon.